Sorex fumeus (smoky shrew) is the source of this 1807-nucleotide messenger RNA. RefSeq names its product tubulin folding cofactor C (gene TBCC). Gene Ontology annotation, cellular component: cytoplasm. The transcript has a single exon. Gene Ontology annotation, biological process: tubulin complex assembly; post-chaperonin tubulin folding pathway. The coding region runs from base 1 to 1074 and encodes 357 amino acids. NCBI's taxonomy places the organism in Eukaryota, Metazoa, Chordata, Mammalia, Eulipotyphla, Soricidae. The record is from RefSeq and is a predicted model, not a curated record. Gene Ontology annotation, molecular function: tubulin binding.
AUGGACGCCGCCGCCGCCGCUGUCGCCGCCGCGGGCCCGGCCGCCGCGGCGCGGGAGGCGGACGCGGGCGCGCUGCCCGAGCGCAUGCAGCGGCGCGACGAGGCGCGGCGGCUGGCGGCGGCGCAGCGGCGGCAGCACCGGCAGGAGCGGGAGGUGGCGGAGGAGACGCAGGACUUCUUCGCGGCCGCCCUGGCCCGAGAGCGCGCGGCCGUCGAGGAGCUGCUGCGCGGCGACCGGCCGGAGCCGGGGCCGGAGCCGGAGGCGGCGGCGGCCGAGCGGCUGGAGGCGGCGGCCGCGCGGCUCCAGGGCUUCCAGAAGCUCCUCAACGACUCGGUGGCGUUCGUGGCCGCCUACGACCUGCGGCAGGGCCAGGAGGCGCUGGCGCGGCUGCAGGCGGCCCUGGCCGAGCGGCGCCGGGCGGCGCAGCCCAAGAAGCGGUUCGCGUUCACCAGCCGGAGGAAGGAGGCGGCCCCGGCGGUGGACGCGGCUGCUGCCGCCGGCCGCCCGGCCUCCCCGCCGCGCGCCGCGCCCGGGGACCGCGACAGCCCCGGCCCCGGCGACCCCGACGCCCCCAGCGGGCUCUGCGGCUUCGCCCACGUGGAGUCCCGCGUCCUGGAGAAGGGGCCCGAGGAGCUGCGCCAGCGCGACGUCCUGCUGACCGAGCUGCGGGACUGCACCGUCCGCCUGCGCGGCAACCCCAACACCCUGCGCCUGCACCGGGCCCGCGGCUGCACGGUGCUCUGCGGGCCCGUCUCCACCUCCGUCUUCCUGGAGGACUGCAGCGACUGCGUGCUGGCCGUGGCCUGCCAGCAGCUCCGCGUCCACACCACGCGGGACACCCGCGUCUUCCUGCACGUCACCAGCCGGGCCAUCGUGGAGGACUGCCGCGGCAUCCAGUUCGCCCCGUUCACCUGGAGCUACCCGGGCAUGGACCGGGACUUCGAGAGCUCGGGCUUAGACCGGAGCCGCAAUCACUGGGACGACGUGGACGAUUUCAACUGGCUGGUCCGGGACCAGGCGUCCCCGAACUGGAGCCUUCUCCCCGAAGAGGAGCGCGCGCGCCCCUGGGACUAGGCCCGCCGCUGUCCCUUGGGCUCGGCUCCCUCCCGGUCCACGUGCCGCCCGCCCUGGGGGACGCCAGGGUGGCCGCGACUCUUGUCACCCCCCUCCGCGCUCAGUAUUUUAAGAUCAGAGGGUGGGGGCGCCUCCGUUUUUUGGGGUUUUUUUGUUUGUUUUUUUGUUACGGGAAUGAUAGGGCCGACACCAUGAAAGCUGCCUUUCUGAGCUCUGGUAGGAGCUUUCACUGUGUGCAUCCUGCUAUUAAAAAUCGGGAGGGAAGAACCGGCCCCCGUUGGCGGUGGAGACACACACCCCACCCCACCUCACCCAACGGAAGCGGGAGUGGGAUUGGUACUAGGAGUGUGAAGAGGGAGGGGCUGCCUGAUUGGUCCCUUCUGCUCUCCGAUAGGCGGAGGGAGGGGCGGCCAGUAGGACGCGAAGGGGAGGGGGCUGGCUGAGUCUGGGUGCGGUGGGGACUGGCCUGCUAGGUGCCAACGUUAAGCCGAAGGAAGGGUUUGGCUGGGGAGAAGUCUUGGGUGCCCUGGCCUGUUUCAUUCCCACUGCUGCUGCCUAAUGGCCACAAUCGUGCCUGCUGUGACUUCAGGCCACUGCGGAAACCUCUGGAGCUUUUCUGACCCUGCCCCCCCAAACCACUCUGAGCUCCCCACCAAGCCUGGCUGUCUUAAGAUUUCCCUCAGCAUCUGUUGAUGCCACUCCGGCUGAUCUGUGGCUUCCACAGCAGAGUGGG